AUGGCGAUCACUAAAGGAGAGGAUGUGUAUGCUAGUCUUCUCUUGAACGACGGAUACCUUCCUGGCGCACUUGUUCUUGCGCACUCGCUGCGUGAUUCCGGCACCAAUAAGAAGCUCGCUAUCUUGAUCACCCCCGAGACCGUCUCCAACGAGGUUGUGGAACAGCUUCAGACCGUCUACGACUAUGUCAUCCCCGUCGAGACGAUUCAGAAUGACCGACCGGCCAACCUGUUCCUCAUGAACCGCCCUGAUUUGCACUCGGCCUUCACCAAGAUCAACCUCUGGAAGCAGACCCAGUUCCGCAAGAUCGUCUACAUCGAUGCCGACGUUGUCGCUUAUAGGGCUCCCGAUGAGCUCUUCGACCUCCCUCACGCCUUCUCCGCCGCUCCCGAUAUCGGCUGGCCCGACCUGUUCAACACUGGUGUCAUGGUUCUGGCGCCCAACAUGGGUGAUUACUACGCCUUGUUGGCUAUGGCCGAGAGAGGAAUCUCGUUCGACGGUGCCGAUCAGGGUCUCUUGAACAUGCACUUCAGGAACACUUACAACCGCCUGAGCUUCACCUACAAUGUCACGCCCUCCGCCCACUACCAGUACAUUCCGGCCUAUAAACACUUCCAAUCGAGCAUCAACUUGGUCCACUUCAUUGGCUCGGAGAAGCCGUGGGUUCAGGGCCGCACCCACACCACCGGAAGCGGAACCUACGAUGAGAUGAUCGGUAGAUGGUGGGCCGUUUACGAUCGCCACUACCGCAACAACUCCAACAAGACUACCGAUGUUGUUGAAAAGUUCGUAAAGGGUGAACAGCAACAGCGCAACGUUUCUUUCCAGAUCCCUCCUAGCCAGAGCCAGAGCCACAGCACACAGAACCAGAUUACCCCCUACAACACCUACAACAGUUACGGGCAAUCCUGGGAUGCUGCAAGAAACUCCCCGCCAGCUGGCUCCAAGCCGGAAGCCGCCAACUUCCCAAACUCGCACUACAAGAUGUCCUCGAGCACACAACAGUUUGUGGCGCCUGCGCGGUAUCCCAGCCCGCCCAAGGACAUGUGGUACAAGGUUCCCGAGGCGGCGCCGACCCAGAAAACCGCCCCAAUCUUCCCUUGGGAGAAGCAGGCACCUGCACCCACUAGGGUCUUUGCCGAACCGCCUCCUGAGCAGCGAAAGCCCUCAGUUGCGUCAAUUGUGACGCCGGCAUCAGCUACCAGAUCGCCAACCAUUGAGCCGAAGAGCGAGGCUGUUACACCCACGACCCCCGGAAGUGCUAACACAUGGACUUCUUUCACAACCAGAGGAAAUGCUUGGGAUGAUGUACCCGAAAUCAACCGAUAUGUCGACGCUUUGCAAAAGCACCGCCGCUCCGGAAGUAAGGGCUCGGCGGCAGCCACGUCGAGGCCGACUAGUCCUGGUCGCGCUCAGAGCAGAUCUAGGAGAAGCUCUAGGGUGACUGACUUCCCGACCGAGGAUGACCGUCCAAGCCUUCCUGUCACCCCCGCGCCCAUCCAAGGACCGAGAUCUUCGAGAGGUGAGAAUGCGCGACAGUUCCCUGCUGCCGCCGGCGUACCAGCGCAAUCCGAAUGGGAUCCCGCAGCCCAGCUUGAGAAGCUCGCGCUACACCAGCAAGAAACGUUGCAGAAGCUCGGUGAGCGACCUGCUUUUGGGGGAUUGGCAAUUGGGACAGCGGGUAAAGAGAUCCCGGCUCGCGCACUUCCCUUUGGGUCCGAAGACGCAAGAUCGCCAACUUAUGUUGCCCAGUCUCCGUCGGUGCUUAGUCCGAAGCCGUUGAGAGCGAGUACAACCGGAACGAACUCGGUACGCAGAAUCCUGACGAUUGACGAAGAGGGAGGGAACGUGCCGCUGACGACUACGGAAAAAAAGACCCCGAGCCCACUGCCCACGCAGCCAAGCAUUACCAUCGCCCCGCCGAGCUAUCAGGGACCAGGUGCAGCUUUUGAGAAGGGGGAAGACUUCCCCACUCAUGAGACGCCUGCGCUUCCGACGGAGGAGGAAAGAGAUGUCCUUGAGACGUGA
Molecule: messenger RNA, 2028 nt
Organism: Sordaria macrospora k-hell
Lineage: Eukaryota; Fungi; Ascomycota; Sordariomycetes; Sordariales; Sordariaceae
Cellular component (GO): cytoplasm
Molecular function (GO): glycosyltransferase activity
Source: RefSeq, a predicted model, not a curated record